AUGGACGCGGUGCCGGCGCUGGCGGUGGUGGACGCGCGCUUCUGCGCGGGGGACGAGGCGGCGCUGGCCGUCGCCAAGACGCUCAGCAUGUCCGGCAACGACUUCACCGUCACCGACGCCGCCACGGGCGCCCUGUUGCUGCGCGUCGACGGCGUCCUCUUCAGCCUCCGCCGCCGCUGCCUCCUAUCGGACGCCCACCGCCGCCCCGUGCUCACCGUCCAGGAAUCGGCGCUGGUGAUGAACACGCGGUGGAAGGUGUACCGCGGGGACAGCACGAGCCGGCGGGACCUGCUGUUCACGGUGGUGAAGCCGUCGGUGAUCCAGCUGCGGUGGUCCACCAAGGUCAGCGUCUUCCUCGCCAGCAACGACGCCGAGCAGGCCCCCGACUUCCGGAUCACCGGCAGCUACCACGACGGCGCCUGCUCCGUCUCCCUCGGCGAAUCCGACACCGUCAUCGCCAGGAUCGACCGCCGGUCCACCGUGGUGAGCGCGCUGCUGGGCAAGAACGCCUACAGCGUCACCGUCAACCCCGGCAUCGACUACGCCUUCAUCGUCGCGCUCGCCGUCGUCCUCGACGAGAUGCACUACCAAUGA
Molecule: messenger RNA, 594 nt
Organism: Triticum turgidum subsp. durum (durum wheat)
Lineage: Eukaryota; Viridiplantae; Streptophyta; Magnoliopsida; Poales; Poaceae
Source: the annotation of a GenBank genome assembly